UAAUCGUCUGAAUAUAAUUGCUUGAUCAGGAUUUGUCACGCCAGGUAUCUUCACGCUCCUACUAUAUCAGUGUCAAAAUAGGGUUUAACCAGCUUAGACCUGGAAAAAUAAUGGAAUUUAAAGUAGUGUGGAUAUUGGCUGUGUUUUUGUUUUGUUAUAGAUGUUCUGCACUCUCUAUUAAUGACAAACUGGACUUUGGAGGCCGCUCAUCAAAUCAUGCUUCGUUGACUGAUAACCAUCAUGGAGUUCAUAUAAAUACUUUUACACCAGUCACAAGGUCUUCAACGUCUUUAAACGUAGACAAUAAGGAUGCAUUAGAUAAAAUAUCUAGUGCUUGCACGUCUGAAGGAUGUAAUGUAACCAAAUCCACGAAUGAUCCAAAUGAUACUAUUAAAACUGAUGUUGUAAUACACAUAGAAUCAAAUCUAGAUUUAAAACCCAAUAAUGAUAAAGCUAUAUCGUUAGGUAAUAUACCAGAUGAUACACCAGAUGUACCGAUAAUUACAGGUACUGACAGUUCUAAUCCCAAUAACGCAUUUAAUACAGAUCAAAAAUCAAUCUUUAUCCCAGGUAACCAACCAAGCUAUCCUUCAAAUGUUUAUAGAAACAUGUAUGGGCCAUCAUAUUCAUCUAGUACAUCCCCCAAUUUGUUUAAUCCAAACAGAAGGUAUGAUUAUCCCAACAAUUACCAAGGUGGAAACUCUUGGAAUUCGCCCACCACAAUGCAAAUGGCUGAUCCUAACAGAAAUAUGGUAGUUCCGCAUUAUAACAAUGGAAUAGAAGUAACGAUACCACGCUUUGAUCCUACUCUACAUAAUCACUAUUUUGGAGAACACCCACCUCCCCAGUCUGCCAUUUAUUCGAGGAGAACUAGUAUAAUGAAUCCAGUUGAGUUUAAAAUCAUGAGACCUGUAUGGCAACCAUCUUCCUGGCAGCAUUUGAUGAAUAACUAUAGAUACAACACCAUGCCGCGUGCCAUGAGCAGAGGAAUCCAUUGUGAAUGUGGACAUACCGCUGGGAAUGUCCAGUUACAGUCAAAUUUAAAUAGACAGCUUAAUUUACAUCAUUCUGGUGUAGGGAGUUCUAUUACCGAUCCAGGAGCUCAGAUUAACGAUAAACUAGGUUCAUUAAAUUAAGAUCACAAAAUAAACGCAACAAAAGAAUUAAAACAAAUGUUUUGUUAAACAGUAUUAAAAUAUUGGAAGUAAAAUUAAAAUAAAGUGUAAUUAAAAACUUA
Molecule: messenger RNA, 1237 nt
Organism: Diabrotica virgifera virgifera (western corn rootworm)
Lineage: Eukaryota; Metazoa; Arthropoda; Insecta; Coleoptera; Chrysomelidae
Exons: 2
Coding region: 111-1136 (341 amino acids)
Source: RefSeq, a predicted model, not a curated record